Erigeron canadensis is the source of this 734-nucleotide messenger RNA. Its product is annotated as 30S ribosomal protein S17-like. Gene Ontology annotation, cellular component: ribosome. Gene Ontology annotation, molecular function: structural constituent of ribosome. Lineage: Eukaryota; Viridiplantae; Streptophyta; Magnoliopsida; Asterales; Asteraceae. The coding region runs from base 64 to 378 and encodes 104 amino acids. The transcript is spliced from 3 exons. The record is from RefSeq and is a predicted model, not a curated record. Gene Ontology annotation, biological process: translation.
GUUUCAUUUUGGGGUUUAGGGCUUUUGGGUGGGUUUUUGAUUUGAUAAAAUAAAAUAAUAAAAAUGAAAUCAGUGACAGGGGUGGUGGUGUCGAACAAAAUGACGAAAUCGGUGGUGGUGGCUGUCGACAGGCUUUAUCACAGCAAACUAUUCAAUCGUUAUGUCAAACGUACCUCCAAAUUCAUGGCUCAUGAUGAACUCAAUCAGUGCAAUCAGGGCGAUCGGGUUAGACUGGAUCCUUCCAGGCCAUUGAGCAAGAGGAAGAACUGGGUCGUUGCUGAGAUUCUGAAGAAAGCACAAAUAUACGUACCGCCUUCCGCCGCAACUCCUAGUGGUUCAGGGAGCAAGCCAGCAGCAAAGGGUCCAUCGUCAUCUUAAGAUAAUGGCAUUUUUCUUCUCUAUAUCAGGUGACGACUUAUAUCGGUUAACUUAGUUGCCUACAACGUGCUGCAGCUCAACCAGUGAUGACAUAGAUAUAUUGGUUUUAUCAGUCAAGGUUUCACUAAGCCAUCUUGUUCCCUGUUUUAUUGUUUUGUAGGAUUUUUUGUUAAGACCCGUCUUGUUCGAGGGUUUUGGUAUAUUUAGGUGUAAGAUUAGUGCAGUUUCUGAAAAAAGAACUGCAGUUACUUUAAUUGCAUACCUUCUGGCAAUUGGAUAUGCAUGAUAAUCAAUUCAUUUGUCUUGUGAUGCUUGACUCCUUUGAAUCAUAUCAAUAAAACUUUGGAUUAGUUCUA